Messenger RNA from Ailuropoda melanoleuca (giant panda), 640 nucleotides. Its product is annotated as inactive serine/threonine-protein kinase TEX14-like. Gene Ontology annotation, molecular function: protein binding. Gene Ontology annotation, cellular component: midbody; kinetochore; intercellular bridge. The coding region runs from base 76 to 414 and encodes 112 amino acids. The transcript has 3 exons. NCBI's taxonomy places the organism in Eukaryota, Metazoa, Chordata, Mammalia, Carnivora, Ursidae. The record is from RefSeq and is a predicted model, not a curated record. Gene Ontology annotation, biological process: attachment of spindle microtubules to kinetochore; intercellular bridge organization; mitotic sister chromatid separation.
GUUGCUUUUGUAGAAAGGGAGCCUUGUGUCACCCAUUGAAUCCCCCUGCCCCACUCUGUGGAAUGGAGGAGUGUUAUGGACACUGAUACUAACACCUCCCCCUCCAGCCGCUGCUUUGAUGGAAUCACCCCUGUUCAUGCAGCAGCGUUUUCAGGCAAUCAGUGGAUCCUCAGCAAACUGCUGGAUGCAGGGGGUGAUCUUCGACUCCAUGACGAGAAGGGUCGAAACCCGCAGACCUGGGCCCUGACGGCAGGGAAGGAGCGCAGCACCGCGAUGGUGGAGUUCAUGCAGCGCUGUGCCUCGCACAUGCAGGCCAUCAUCCAGGGUUUCUCCUAUGACCUCCUGAAGAAGAUCGACUCCCCUCAGCGGCUCAUCUGCGGCCCACCCCGGUUUGGCGGUCUCAUACAGGGGUGAGUGCUGUCUUGAGCGGAGUGGGCUAUCUGGCAUCACCCCAGCCUUCCUUGUAGGAGCCCUGCAGUGUGGGCCACCAAGAUUCCUUCCACGUUGGUCCCAUCCGACAUCUGGCCCACUCUCAGUGGUGAACUCUGACAGAGAGGAUGUGGCCACCGCAGAAGUGGCCAGAAGAGCACCUUCGGCCACCCUGCCCCCAUGCAGGAAGUGGCGGGGCGGGGAGCAGGGG